Molecule: messenger RNA, 2361 nt
Organism: Pogona vitticeps (central bearded dragon)
Lineage: Eukaryota; Metazoa; Chordata; Lepidosauria; Squamata; Agamidae
Source: RefSeq, a predicted model, not a curated record
AUUUUGCAAUUUCUUUUUAUUUUGCAAUUGUAUUUUUAUUUAGGAUUUAUUGUCUUCUCGUAGAUUCCCGAGUUUGGGGAAUUUGAGAUCUAGAGCUGCCUUUUUUAAAAAAAAAAUGAUUAUAAUUGAUCUAGAUACAAUCCUGUCAGCGCUUUUCCAGCGGCAAAGGAGGGUCUAGAGAUGGGGUGACGGGCCCCCACGUCGCUUUUGACUUAAGGUGACCCUAAUAGACUUUUGAAGACCUGUCAGAUAUUUAAUGAUUGCUUUUACCAGGGCCAGCCGCCCAGAUAAUUCAAAAGACAGUAUGACAGUGAACACAACUUCGCUCUGUUUCAAAAAUAAGGUCAUCUUAGCUCCUAUGGUGCGGGUCGGGACCCUACCAAUGCGGCUCUUGGCUUUGGAUUAUGGGGCGGAUAUUGUUUAUUGUGAGGAGCUGAUUGACAUAAAGAUGCUUCAAUGCAAGAGAAUGGUAAAUGAUGUGCUUGGAACAGUGGACUUUGUGGCUCGCAACGAGAGGGUUGUGUUCAGAACCUGUGAAAAGGAAAAGGAUCGGGUUGUCUUUCAAAUGGGAACAGCUGAUGCCGAGAGGGCUUUAGCAGUAGCCAAACUUGUAGAGAACGAUGUGGCUGCUAUUGAUGUCAACAUGGGGUGCCCCAAAGAAUAUUCCACUAAGGGAGGGAUGGGAGCCGCACUCUUGUCUGAUCCGGACAAAAUAGAAUCUAUCCUGGCCACUCUGGUGAAAGGCAUUAUGAAGCCAGUGACCUGCAAAAUCCGAAUCCUGUCAUCCAUGGAAGAAACGAUAAACCUAGUGAAGAAGAUAGAGAAGACAGGAGUUGCCGCUAUUGCCGUUCAUGGCAGGAAGAAAGAAGAGAGGCCCCAACAUCCGGUUCAGUGCGAUGUCAUCAAAGCCAUCUCUGGAGCCGUGUCUAUCCCGGUAAUAGCCAAUGGAGGGUCUCAUGACUUCAUCAAAAAGUAUACUGACAUAGAAGCCUUCCGGGACGCAACAAGGGCGUCCUCAGUGAUGAUUGCCCGCGCUGCCAUGUGGAACCCGUCCAUCUUCAGGAAGGAAGGCCCCUGCCCCUUGAAAGAUGUCAUGCAGGAGUACAUCAAAUAUUCCGUCAGGUACGACAAUCACUACACCAACACAAAGUACUGCUUGUGCCAGAUGCUUCAAGAACAGCUGGAGAACGCACAAGGGAAGAAGCUACACGCUGCCCAGUCCAUGCAGGAAAUCUGUGAAGUCUUUGGUAUGAGCAGUUUUUACCAAGAAGCGUCAGCUUUUCUGGAGGGGAAGAAAGUUUCAUUAGAAGCCACCGACCAGGAGGAGGAAGACCAAGCCGACGAUCCAGAAGUCAGAAAAAUGGCCGUGAGAUUUGAUAAGCGAGAAUACCCCCCACAGAUUACCCCCAAAAUGUGUCUUUUGGAGUGGUGCAGAAAAGAAAAGCAUCCCCAGCCAGUUUACGAAACGAUGGAAAGGCCGCAGGACAGACUCUUCUGUUCCGUGGUCACCGUAGCAGAACAAAAGUACAGAUCAACUUUAUGGGAAAAGUCGAAAAAGUUAGCUGAACAAGCGGCGGCUAUUGCUUGCUUAAGGACUCUCGGCCUUCCGGAGGGGAAGUGGAACGAAGAGGUAAACCAUUUGGUGAACAAACGCAAGAGGCAAGACCAGGAACCUUUGAUCAAUGGAGAGCAUGGACUUCCAACAGAGACUGCUUGUAAGAAACCUCAUUUUCUUCCAGGAGCUUCUAGCGCUAACAUUUCCUAAGUAGUCAAAAAAAGAGAGACAUUUUACACUGAUGCCGCAAUAGGUUUCUCACUGUUUAUUUCUCUUAAAUGCAGAGAACCGGGUCAGGAAAACGUGGAUCUUGAAUCACAUCAUGAAUAAAUUCUUGGCGGGUUGUUCCUUUGAGACAUUUACACAGCUUUCUGGGGGAAAUGGGAGAUUGUAAAUGUUUUUGGAGUAGAAAGCAGAGAGGAUGAGAUCAGAAAUGUUCUAAUUGGAAAUUACAUUCCUGUUCAGCAAUCCCAAGGUAGACGCUUGACCGUUUGCUACUGGUUCCCUUUUUUGAGGGGAGGAGUACAGUCAGACAGCUGAGUGAACAGCUCAGUGGUUGAGGUCAAUGGCUGUGGAGCCAGAGGUUAUGAGUUCGAUUCCCCACUGCUGUGCCUUCUGGGAGAAGAGCCAGCCUGGGUGGCCUUGGGCCAGCUGCGCAGAGUCCCAGAACUGCCCCCUAAAGGAAGGGAAUGGGAAACCCCUUCUAUGUCUUCCCUACCUGGAAAAUCCAUAAGCCAGAAUUGACUUGACAGCGUAUGAUGAUUAGUAUUACUGCAACAACCCGAUUUAGCAACAAGUGUGAUAUC